Messenger RNA from Balearica regulorum gibbericeps (East African grey crowned-crane), 1262 nucleotides. The record is from RefSeq and is a predicted model, not a curated record. Lineage: Eukaryota; Metazoa; Chordata; Aves; Gruiformes; Gruidae.
CUCUGGCAGGAAUCGACUUUAAGAUCAGAACAAUAGAAUUAGAUGGAAAGAAAAUCAAGCUACAAAUAUGGGAUACAGCAGGCCAGGAGAGAUUCCGCACAAUCACGACAGCUUACUACAGAGGAGCCAUGGGAAUCAUGCUGGUGUAUGACAUCACAAAUGAAAAGUCUUUUGACAACAUAAAAAACUGGAUAAGAAACAUAGAGGAGCAUGCCUCUUCAGAUGUAGAAAGAAUGAUCCUGGGUAACAAAUGUGAUAUGAAUGAAAAAAGACAAGUCUCAAAAGAAAAAGGGGAGAAGUUAGCAAUUGAUUAUGGAAUCAAAUUUUUGGAGACAAGUGCAAAAUCCAGCAUAAAUGUGGAAGAGGCAUUUUUCACACUUGCACGGGACAUUAUGACAAAGCUCAACAGAAAGAUGAAUGACAGCAGUUCAUCGGGGGCAGGUGGGCCAGUAAAAAUAACAGAAAAUCGAUCUAAGAAGAGCAGCUUCUUUCGAUGCACGCUACUUUGAUGAACUUCUAAUGAUAGACUGCAGCACACUUAGAACCUUUUCUGCUUCUUUGAAAGCACAGGGUCACAAAGCCUCAGAAAUAAUACCACCAAGCUGCUGCUGAGAGCUCCAUUGAACGUAGACUGCGAUACACAAAAUACCAAGUGGAUUUUGCUCACUAAGCCUAUUGACCUGUCAGGCUCUUCUUUCUCAGAUAUGGAAGCUAUGAAGUGGAGACACAAAUGCAAGAGUUAACUUGUUUUCCUUUUUUACUUUCUGUUUUACUGCCUGUUGCAAAAGCUGCUAUGUUUCUUUUAACUUUGCACAUCCAUAUUGGCCUCUUACUGCCUGUUACAGCACAAUCUUACACUUGUAUUUGCACAGUUUGACUUGUAAGUAAGAUUCUUAACAGAUUUGUGCAGGUUUUUCUCUCUCUCUUUAAACAAAUUUAUUUUCAAGCAGAAGAGCCAGGGGAAAAAUAAGUCUCGCUUCCAUUAUUUUCUAUGCUGUAUACUUGUGGCCAUGACUGCAGUAUGGAUGUUGACACUCUAGUGAUGAGAAUUACUGUAACAAUUGGCAUUUAACAAUUUGUGUGGGGGUUUGUCUUAGAUGCACAAAUCUGUUCAUGCAGAAGCUAUGGCUUCUAUUCUGAAUGUAGUAUGUUGCUUUUCUUUCUUUACCAGACUUAGCAAAGAUGUGUUCUGAAUUGCCAGCCACUGUCUGAUUCACAGAUGCACCUUUCAGUUAUGUGAAUACACACAGUGUCUUUCCUCA